Messenger RNA from Owenia fusiformis, 2315 nucleotides. The record is from the annotation of a GenBank genome assembly. Lineage: Eukaryota; Metazoa; Annelida; Polychaeta; Sabellida; Oweniidae.
AUCGCACUGUCAUUAUUACCUUGAUGAACUUCAUAGAGCCAUUUGCGAAAGUGCCAUGCGUUACAUUGAUUUUGAAACAAGCAUUUACAUAUUUCGUAUUAUCAAUUUAAAGGUCCUCAGUCAUGCAUUCAAUACUGCUUCAUUAUCAUUCCUCCUGUGAGACAUCGCUUAUAUAGACUCAUUUACACGUCCCAGAAGAGACUUUUUAAUAUUCAAGUCAACUAUUUAGGUUCUUUUACUAGUUUAUCUAUAGGAUAUUGCGAUACAUAUUUAUUAUAGUUAUUACCCAAUGGUUUGCUCUUUAUCAUACUCACAACCAUGUUCAGUAGACGGUGCACAAUCUCAACCUGCAACAGGGGACCUUCAAAUAACACAAACUCCCACAUCGCCUGAUAUACUGGUUGUUCCAGACUCGCAACCAUCACAAAUAACCGCAGAAAAUCAGACUGCUGAUGUGUGUGAGCAACCUGAGUCCGCUUCCUCACUAACAUCACCAAAAUCCUCACAACUACAAGGUUCCUUGGAACACUCUGAGCUAAACGUGCAAAAUAAAAAACUGAGGGCAAGGCUUAUAAAAUUAGAGGCUAAGAAUGAAGUCAUUGAAGCAAAAUACCACACAGAAAUAAUUGCCAAAAACGCGAAAAUUACAGAUCUCAUGACGAGACUAGCUACGUGCCAAAAGCAAUGUCACGAUGACAUGAAAAUAGUUACUGAUACGCAUCAAAUAAGAGUCAAUGAACUUGAAAAUGAAAUUCAAUCAAGCAAAGAUAAGUUGUCAGUUCUAACCAAAGAGCUUGAUGGUGCAAAAGUUGACAAUGAAACUCUCUACAGAAAAGUGCAAUUACUUACAACCCAACUAAAAUCAAUGCCAUCAAAAUCAGAAGAUGAGGUGAUAAGUUGUAGCCAACCACAGAGUAUUUCAAGAAAUACCUCAUCCCCUGACUCUAACUCUGCUGAAAAGGGAAAAUCUAAAACCAAACACGUUGAAUUGGAAAAAAAGUCAACCUCCAAACCCAAACCAGUGGUUAAUGACUCAAAAUUCUCUGGACAUCAAAGGGAUACUACUCCAACAGUACAUCUCAUGUAUUCCUCUAAUGGGAAGAAGAUGGCAGGUACAAUGAGGGCUUUCUCCAAUAAUAAGGUUAAAGUCACAGCCUCAGUCUAUAGUGGAGGCAAUAUCCAGAUGGCCACGAAUGUCAUUCGCCAGGGUGACAUUGCAAAAUCAACAGAUUAUAAAAUCAUUGGUUUUGGGACAAAUAACAUAAAAAGUGACAACCCCACAGAUAUAGUAUACGAAUUGAAGAAUUUGGUACAAACUGCCAGAUCUCACCACCCUUCCUCUAAACUUAUACUCUGUGGCAUUCAUCACCGCUGUGAUUCCGAUGAUAACUCACAUAUUUAUAUGAUGAACAAUGACAUCGACUACAUUAAUGCUCAGAUGGCUGAGUUCUGUAGGAAUCAGAAAGUAGACUUUAUUGACAUUAACAGCAUAAACAGGUCUACAGCGAGAAACCCCAACUUCAGCGUACUGUAUAAUGAUGGACUUCACUUCAAUACGAGAGGGCGUAACAUACUCGCUAUUGCUAUGCUUGAAAUCAUAAAACAGAACUCUGGAAAAACGUACGCAAAUAUUAUAGCGAGCCGACGAGCUGCAACCCACAAUACUAGAGACCCUCCGAUGCCCCGCUCCAAGAGUUAUUUAUAAACACUCAGUGUGAUGCAUACUUAAAUCUGAAUCUUAAAAACAAAGUAUGCUCUAAUGAAAGUCUGACAAGCAUAAACAAUGAUGUAUAUUAUGAUGUAAAUAACAGUUACUGUGUAAAUAAGUCUGUACAUAUUAACACUCAAUCAAACUCUAUAGGGAAUUCUACUCAAAAUUAUUCUCAUCAUGUCUCUAAGCAUAAAGAUGAAAUCAGCAUUAAUACCCAUAAUGCACCUGAAUCACUCCCUAUUCUUUUAUGGAAUAUCAACAAACUGUCUGAUAAGCUCACUGAUGGUGAAGAUGUAAAUUCUCUGUUCAGAAAAUACUCAGUUAUUUUUAUCAGUGAAACAUGGGUUUCUCCUGAUCAUAAACUUGAAUUUGAAGGUUUUACCUGUGAAAAUCUUGCGCGUAGAACAAAACAUGUGAAUGCUCACAGCUACUCAGGUGGCAUAGCUGUAUUUAUCAAAGAUAAUCUAUAUGGAUCGUUUAUUGAGAUCUUACCCCAAUCUCAUGAUUUUUUUGUCUGGAUUAAAUUAAACUCAAAUGCUUACACUAUCACACAAGACAUCUUUAUUUGUUUUGUUUAUUUACCAUUUAAAGGUUCAGCAUUUGA